AUGGCUCGAUCCAUUGUGCAACAUUGUGUACAAUGCACUCGAGUACGCCCACAUAUGUUCAAACAAAUCAUGGGCAAUCUACCAGCUGACAGAGUCCAAGCUCAAAGACCUUUUUUCAACGCAGGUGUGGACUUCUGUGGUCCCAUAUGGAUACACCACAAAAUUAGAGGCAAAAGACCAUGCAGAGCGUACAUCGCAGUGUUUUGCUGCUUCUCCACGAAGGCAGUACAUUUGGAAGUUGUUAGUGAUCUCACUACAGAUGCAUUCUUAGGCGCUUUGAACCGGUUUACGUCAAGAAGAGGUCGAUGUCAGAACUUAUAUUGUGACAACGCGACUAAUUUUGUGGGCGCUAAAAAUCAAAUGAACGAGUUAGCUGAAAGCAUUCACAGCACAAAUGCUCAAAACAACAUAAUAAGAUCCUGUUCAGCUCAAGGAAUUGUUUUUCAUUUUAUACCUCCGAGAGCACCACAUUUCGGAGGAUUAUGGGAAGCUGCUGUCAAAUCAGCUAAAUAUCUAUUGGUGCGAACUAUUGGCAACGUGUCACUCACUUACGAGGAAUUGGAAACAGUGGUAACCCAAAUUGAAAGUAUGCUAAACUCCAGACCAAUAACACCGUUGUCAUCAGACCCAAAUGUUCCGGCUGCCCUCACACCAGGACACUUCUUAAUAGGAGAACCGCUAACAGCCCUUCCAAGUAGGUCAGAAACUACAACCAAACAAUCGCUUUUAACCAGGUGGAAGCUGUUGAAUCAUCUAAAAAACGAGUUCUGGUCAAGAUGGUCAAAGGAGUAUCUUAAUGAGCUACAGUGUCGCACUAAAUGGAAGCACCAAUCACCUGACGUCAAAGAAGGAAUGCUGGUAAUCAUUCAAGAAGACAACGCUCCUCCGCUUCAAUGGCCUCUGGGCAGAAUCAUCAAAUGCUAUUCCGGUAAUGAUGGAAGAAUCAGAGUUGUAGAUGUCAAAACGAAAAACGGGAUUUAG
Molecule: messenger RNA, 981 nt
Organism: Teleopsis dalmanni
Lineage: Eukaryota; Metazoa; Arthropoda; Insecta; Diptera; Diopsidae
Exons: 1
Coding region: 1-981 (326 amino acids)
Biological process (GO): DNA integration
Molecular function (GO): nucleic acid binding
Source: RefSeq, a predicted model, not a curated record